Malassezia restricta is the source of this 1503-nucleotide messenger RNA. Its product is annotated as anthranilate synthase component I. The transcript has a single exon. The coding region runs from base 1 to 1503 and encodes 500 amino acids. The record is from RefSeq and is a predicted model, not a curated record. Gene Ontology annotation, biological process: L-tryptophan biosynthetic process. Lineage: Eukaryota; Fungi; Basidiomycota; Malasseziomycetes; Malasseziales; Malasseziaceae.
AUGCUCAUUGCCCCUGCGCUGGCCGACGUGCGGGCAGCGCUGACCGCGCCGGAAGGCGCGCGGCGCGGGCGCAUCAUGCCCAUCUACACCAAGGUGCCGGCGGACCUGCUGACGCCCGUGAUGGCGUACCUCCGCCUCUCGAACGGCGCCGAGAGGGGCCACGAAAGCUUCCUGCUCGAAAGCGUCAAUACCGGCGAGCGCGUCGGACGGCACAGCUUCCUGGGCGUCAAGCCGCGCGAUAUCCUGCGCACAGGCCCAGGCCUGCCGUGCGAAGGCGAUCCCCUGCGGCACCUCGAGGAACGCAUGCAGCCGUACGACUACGUGCCUGUGCCUGAACUCGCCACCGUGUUCACCGGCGGCGCCGUAGGCUACAUGGCCUUUGACUGCAUCCAGCACUUUGAGCCCAGGACGAAGCGCGCGCUGCGCGAUCCCCUGGGCAUCCCAGAAUGCGUCAUGCUCCUGUGCGACGAUGUCGUCAUUUUUGAUCAUGUCUUCCAGACCGUGUACUGUGUCUCGCACGUCUACGUGGCGAGCGAGCACGACGACAUCGAUGCGCUCUAUGCCGCGUGUGUCGCGCGUGUCGAGGCACUCGUACGCACCAUCUCGCAGGACGCGACGCCGCUCCCCGCCCAGCCGCCGAUCGACGCCACGCCCCGCGAGCCGCAAAGCAAUGUCGGCCAGGAAGGCUACGAGCGCUUCGUCACGCAGCUGCGCCAACACAUCCUGCACGGCGAGAUCUUCCAGGCUGUGCCGUCGCAGCGCCUGUCGUACCCGACGCAGCUGCACCCCUUCAACUGCUACCGCCACCUGCGGCGCAUCAAUCCCAGCCCGUACAUGUUCUACGUGGACUGUGGCGACGCACAGCUCGUCGGCGCGAGUCCCGAGACGCUGUGCCAGAUCGUCCAGGGCAAGGUCGCCGUGCAUGCGAUUGCCGGGACCGUGCGCCGCGGCGCGACGCCGCAGGAAGAUGCCGCCCUUGGCGAGGCGCUCCUGCAGUCGCCCAAGGACCGCGCCGAGCAUAUCAUGCUCGUUGAUCUCGCACGCAACGACGUCAACCGCGUGUGCGAUCCAACGACGACGCGCGUCGAGUCGCUCAUGAACGUCGAAAAGUUCAGCCACGUCAUCCAUCUGACGUCGCGCAUCACCGGACAGCUUCGGCCCGAUCGAACGAAGCUGGAUGCGCUGCGCUCCAUUUUCCCCGCUGGCACCGUGAGUGGCGCGCCCAAGAUCCGCGCGAUUGAGCUCGUGUCCCAGCUCGAACAGGAGCGCCGCGGCGUGUACGCUGGCGCCGUCGGCCGCAUUGACUAUGCCAAGCACGACUUGGAUGUGUGCAUCGCCAUUCGGACGAUGACGUUCAAGGACAACACCGCGUACCUACAGGCCGGCGGCGGCAUCGUGCACGACAGCGUCGAAGAGGACGAGUACAUCGAGACGAUGAACAAGCUCGCUGGCAACUUGCGGUGCCUCAUGCAGGCCGAAGCGUCGUACGCCUCACCUACGUAG